UGUUUAUAUUUUGAUCGUCGGUGUGAGGUUGUAAUUUUAAUUACAUACAAAAAAAAACGACUCUUCGUUUAUUACAAAGUAAUGCAAAAUGUGCUCGCCAACGGGAAUUGUAGCGGACAUUUUUACACCGUUUCAGGAUUACGUUAAUUCAGAACAAGAAACUAGAGAGGAGAUACGCAAAAUAAUGAAGGACAUCGAAUCUCCUCUGCGCGAAAUAAUCACCAUACUGCAAGUAAUCCAUCACGCCCGGGACAUCGAACAAGUUCACGCUGCCAUAUUAAGCGCCAGGCAAACUUUCGAAAUAGUCCGUAAAGGCUUCGAUAGAUUAGACAAAAUUGUCCCUGCGGGACAAUAUUACCGGUACAACGAUCACUGGAGAUUCGCUACGCAGCGCUUGUGCUCAUUGGCGGCGCUAAUUGUCUUUUUAGAAAAAGGUGUUUUAAUUAACAAGGAAACCACCGCCGAAAUAUUAGGAGCGAACGAUAAAGCCAACAUUCACCUAGACCUCGAAGACUACCUCAUCGGCCUGCUCAACUUAGCCACGGAAUUAUCCAGAUACGCCGUUAAUUCGGUGACGCUCGGGGAUUACCAGAAACCCCUCCAGAUAUCCCGGUUCGUCGCCGAGCUGAACGCCGGCUUCAGACUGUUGAAUUUGAAGAACGAUUCGUUGCGCAAACGAUUCGACGCCUUGAAGUACGACGUGAAGAAAAUCGAAGAGGUCGUGUACGAUUUGUCCAUCAGAGGCUUCGGGCAAAAUCCCGUUCAACCGAUCAACGAGGAACCGGAUAAUUAAAGUUUCUCUGGUCGUUCGUUUGGUGUAUAUGUUACGGGUAAAGUAAGAUAAACCACUAAACCUAGGUUUACCUAGACUUAGUUGGUUGUCUAACCUUACCCGUAAUAUAACAGGAACCGCUGAAGGGGUAUCGGCAAUUGCUCGAAGUUUGUCAGGAAUUUGUAAAUGUUCGAAUUAAGUUUAUUCAUUUCGGUAAUUAAAGUGUGGAUGUUUUCGUUCGAUUUUUCAAAUAAUGAAAGUAUAUUAAUUAAAUUUGUCCCUGUUUCUGUUCAUCUUUAAAUAUCCUUUAUUAAUUUUUACAAGUAUCUAAUUGUUAUAGUGUAAUGUGAUUUGCCUAAUCUAAAAUUCCCAGUGACAUUUAAUCGUGGAUUAUAAUUAUGUUGGCAA
This is a messenger RNA of Phyllotreta striolata, 1180 nucleotides long. Lineage: Eukaryota; Metazoa; Arthropoda; Insecta; Coleoptera; Chrysomelidae. The record is from the annotation of a GenBank genome assembly.